GGUGGUUUGGCGCCAGCUAUUUCGCGGGGCAAGAAGAAGCACAAGAGAAGAAGGAAGCUAAAUUAUUAAACAUUAAAAAAGUGGAGGACAUCGACACAAACCCCCGGCACUGAGUGGACUGGGUGGCCUGUGGUUUUACUGGUUUUCAUGGUGUGUUUGAGUCCUUUCUGCUUCUUCCCUUUCUUCCUCCGAGAUCUGGAUACAGUGGAGGGUGAACGCAGCUCUACAUAAUUCUCACUGAGGCUUCUGUUCUUCCAGUCCUCGAGGAGGGGAGUAAUAAUGAUGGCGACGGCGGAGCCUCCGAGUAGAUCGAGCCUCCUCCCCCUGCUGGAGUCUCUGGAGGACGCCGCUACGGGACAGUCUGAGAAGACGGACGCCUACCUCACCAUCGCAAGUCGGCUCAGUGGAGACGAGGGCCGGCAGUUUCUCCCUGCAGUUGAAAAACACUUUCCUCGUUUGGGCCAAGUUAUCUUGGCUCAUGUAGUCGGUCCGAAUGCAGAGCUGACCCAGGCUGCCCUGCAGGCUUUAGGCUUCUGUUUGUACCAUUCUCACGUCAGCUCUGCAGUGCCAGAAACCUUCGCCGCAGACAUACUUUCAGCACUUUGCUCCCUGGUGGUGAAGGGGACAGAUAAGAACACAUGCAUCAGAGCAUUAUGGGUCAUCUCCAAACAGAGCUUUCCUCCAGAGAUGGUGGGCAAAAAGGUGCCGUCCAUACUGGGAACACUGGAGAGUGUGUUGAGCAGAGAGGACAUCCAGUCUGUGGUGAUGGAGCACGAGGUCUUAAACGUUAUCAUCAGGAUGCUGGAGCAGGUCCCGGCUCAGAUGGGUGUCGGAGCGCUGUGCUGGGCGAAGAUGGUCAUCCCGCUGGUGGUGCACUCUGCCUCUAAGGUGCGUCUCCGUGCCGCAGCAGCCAUGGAGAUGGGCCUCCCUCUGCUGCUGGAGAAACAGACGGAGGUGGCAGCCAUCAUCGAGCCCAUGAUGUCCACUAAGCUGAUCCCAGAGCUGCAGAAGCUGUUCAUGUCCAAGAAUGAAACCAACGUCCUGAAGCUCUGGCCCUUAUUUGUAAAACUGCUAGGGAAGAUGCUGCACAGAGGCGGCCCCUUCAUCAACUCUCUGCUGCACCUGGAGGAGCUGGGUUUCCGCAGCUCGUCUCCGACCAUCAAGAAGAUCGCCUUCAUCGCCUGGAAGAGCCUCAUCGACAACUUUGCACUGAAUCCAGACAUCCUGUGCAGCAGCAAGCGUAUGAAGCUCCUCAUGCAGCCGCUGGCCUCCAUCAACGUGAGGACGGAGGUCUUGAUGCUCACCAAGGUGGAGGUCUGGUGGUACCUGGUGGUGCAGCUCGGGCCGAACCUUGCACCCAACUUUGAUCAGGUUUCUGUUCCUCUGCUCCAAUGCAUCAUAGGGUCAGAUUCCUCUUCAGUCCCGGGAACUCCCUCAAGAGCUGGGGGUCAGAACGGUGCCGCCACACCUGGAACACUACAGACUGGCGGCGCUCCGAGCUUCAACAGCUCGGCCAACACGUCCCGCACGAGUCUGAACUCCAGCGUCCACGUGUCCUGCAGCUUCCCCUCCGUCCAGCUGCUGGGUCUGGAGAUGCUGCUCCACUAUUUCCUGGGACCGGAGGUUACUGCUGCAGCAACCAAGAACAAACUCGUCCUGAGUCUCGAGCCGUUGAACCACCCGCUCCUCUCCGCUUCUUCCUCUUUCACCAAACACGCCGCUGUGCUCACCUCCAGCCUCAGAGACGGAUUCAUCAACAUCGGCAAAGACGCUCCAGAUUCUCUUCUGUCCGUCUUAUGGACGAGUCUCAUCCGCUUUGUCAACCUAUCCAUAGAGUCUGGCAGUAAGAAGGAUCGUCACGGGGGGGAGGUCCUGACUCUGAUGCUUCAGGCUCUGCAGACCAUCGUCACCUCAGAAGCUCUGCCAGCAGCCAAAGUGCUGAUCCUGUUGGAGGCGACAGUGAAAGGUAUUCCUCAGAGAGUCCUGGGCUCUGCUUCAUAUCAGGUCGGCAAGAUGGACGUGCUGAAUGGAACGCCGGCUCUGUUCCUGGUUCUCCUCGUCUACAACAGCAGCAUGCUCGCCGCCUACAUCGAGGACGAGAGGUUUUUCCAGUGCCUCCAGACGCUGGUGGGCUGCGGGCUGUCGGGCCCCACCUCCCCUCUGGCAUUUGCGGAGGCGGUGCUGGGGGCCGUGAGACGCAGCGCAGCGUCCGUGCAGAACAAGGACCAGCUGUGGAGGACGUGGAGCGUGGUGGUCAGCCCGCUCACCGACACCAUCACACAGUCUAAUGAAGUCAACCAGGGUGACGCUCUGGAGCACAACUUCAGCGCCGUGCACUCUGCGCUGCUGUUCCCCGUCACACACCUGCUGCGCAAUACGCCACUACAGCAGGCGGCUCAGAAGUCGAUGCUGUCCUCGUGGUCCAAGCUGUACAGAGUGUUCGCUCGCUGCUCUGCGCUGGUGGUCACAGCCGAGGAGAACAUCUGCUGCGAGGAGCUGUGCGUGAAGAUGAGCACUGUGAUCGACAGAGAUGCCCUGAUGAUUCCUUCCACAUUGAACGCAGUAUCCAGUAUCCUCCAGGUCAUGGUGGAGUGUGUGAACUUCUCCCCGUACACUCCUCACUUUCAGCAGAAGCUAAAAUCUCCUCACACUCCGGUGAACUGGAUGAAGAAGAGGAACAAGGUCCUCGGAAAUCUGUCCACCUUCCAGUCCCUGCUGGUGCUCUGUCUGGAGGUGUUUCUGGAGGAGGCGUCCUCUGAAGCCACAGGAGUCGCUCUGGUGUCCAUCAUGUCGGCUCUCUUCACAAACCUCACUCUGCCCAACACCGUCACAGAGGCUCUGACCUCUCUGGCUCCUCCGCUCACUCUGUUCUGCAAACAAGCAGCCGCUGAGCCGCCCAAAUUCUCCUCACAGCUGCAGGCGAAGUUGGAGAAGCUCCUGGGCGACGUCCUCGGCUGCCUGCAGACCCGCUCCACUCUGGCGUACGACGACGAACUCCUGGCUCUGCUUUCCCCCCUGCUGUGCGUGAUGUUUCCUCACAGGAGCAAGCAUCUGCGCACCGCCGUCGCUCACUUCUGGAACGCCACCUUCGGGAACUCGGUCAGCCUCACCUACCCCGAGGAGAUCAGACCAAUAUUGAGCCAGGUGAAGCAGAAGACCCCGAUCAUCCUCCCCGGCUUCGAGGUGGUCGACGUUCCCGAUGAUCACAGUGGACAGUAUUCAAGCGAGAGUUCCCAGCUGGAGACGAAACUCAGUGGGAUCCAGAUGGCGUCUGUGGGGAAGAGAGACUCUCUGCUGAAGACUGCUGAGCUCCAGAGCAAGAGCUCGCCAAAAACCUCCAAACUAGUUUCUACAAAGCUGGACUUUGGCUCUCCUAAGCCCCCCAGCAGAGGAGUUCUGGAUGAAGAGGCCUCCAUCGACUUCGUCUUUAUUCCUCCCGAGACCAAGGAGCGAGUUCUGACAGAGCACCAGAAGGAGGUGAAGAGGACAAAAAGGGUCGACAUCCCUGCCAUGUACAACAACCUCGACGCUUCUCUGGAUACCACGGUGUUCACCCAGUACACGCAGAGCCAAGAGGAGUCUUUGGACAAACUGGCAACUGAACAAGCUGACGAGGUUACAGAAGAGGCUACUGGCAAGGUUCCUCAGGAAGAUGUGGAAAAAGAGGAAGACCAUGAAGUUCUAAUGAAAGACACUCAAGACUAUGCCAGUCCAAAAGCGGUUGAUGCUAUGUCUGAAAACCAUGUGCAGGAAGAGAUGAUUCCCGAUUCGAGAGAUGUUUCCAUGGAGGACGAUACCACUAGUGAUAGAGCAGAAGACUUGGAAAUGCAGUCUAAAGAAGGCCCUGAUAUCUCUGGAUGUUCAGAUUUGGUCUCGGGGACUCCUCAGAAACCCAACAGCCGCCGUCAGUCCUUCAUCACUCUGGAGAAGUAUGCUGAGGGCAAAGCUUGUAGUCCCAGCAGUGCGUCUACCUUCACAGGUCCCCUAAAUAAGACCUCCGAUAGCCAAGAACGCUCUAACCGCAACAAGAAGUCGUCCUCUCUGACUUCACAGACAUCCCCUAGUCCUGACCCCCAGAGUUCCCAGUCCUCCCAGACAGGGAAAGUGAGCCCGGCGUGUCCUGUGACUGACGCUUUUGAGUCCCCUAAAAGACCAAAAGACUCCAGAAAAAGAAGUGAGCCAGUGAAGUUGACUGAGAGACUGACCAGCGACCCGACAGAGGACGAAGACGUUAUCCCCGACACCCAAACUGAAAGUGAGGGCAAAGAAAGUACAACAAUGACCUCCUCAUCAGAGGAAACAAAAUCCUCAAGCCUAGAAAAGGAAUCUGAUGAGACUCCGGAUGAUUCUCAAUCUGAGAAUUCUCAAAGUGAACCAAGACGUUCUGGGCGCCCAAAGGUCAGACCUCUGCUGCCUGGAAAGAACCCGGAGAAACGGGAGGAUAAAAACACGCAGUUGAAGAGACGUUCUGCAGAAGAACCUAAAAGCGAUUCUUCAAAGUCAAGCAGGCCAAACACCAGAAGUAAACAGGCUGCCGAGGAGGACAACAGCCGAUUACGGACGAGGGCUCAGAGGGACAAGAGUGAGUCGAGCCUGACCAAGUCUCAGAAAAAAGCCAACAAGAAGAUCAAACUGUUCAGCAAUUCGGAGGAGUUCCUCGACACGCCCGAGCCCAGAAGGCGAAGCACCAGAGAGUCCAGCCAAACUGAUCUGCUGUCUGAUAACGAAAGUCAGUCGCAGGGUAAGUCAAGGCGGAGGAGCAAAGCAUCAGUGGAGCCCAAGGAGAAGAAGGUUUUGUCUGACAAAGAAGAGUCCAGCCAAACUGAGGAUGAGUCAAAGAAAGAGUCUCAAAUAAUCACUCUUUCCCCUCAAACUAGUGACAUCACCCAAGAGAUGGAGAUUGUAGAACAGACCAACAAUGACAUUGAUUCUCAGACUGUACAAGAUGGUGAAAAGCUAGAAAAAGACUCUCAAAUGAUCGCUUCUCCUCAACUUGAUGGUGAAUCCCACAAGUCUAGGCUUACAGAAAAGCCUCAAAUGGUCGCUUCUCCUUCAACUAAUGACGAGUCCAAAGAAACAACAAAGACGUUGGCGACUGAAUCGGAGGUUAAAGGCCAACUUAAGACAAGUGAAGCCACAGAUGAUGACCUUCAAGAGGACUCUCAAGUGAUCGAUCCCUCAUCUUCCGAAAGCCAGUCUAGGCGUAGAUCCAGAAGAAGCAAGGCAUCGUCUGAAGCAACAGAGUCUGAAAGUGAGAACAAGGAUUCAUCAGGAGGGCGGAGCAGGUCUAAUUCUCGGGCUUCAAUGUCGGCCGACAGUCAGCCAGAGGCCAAAGUUAGAGGUAGGCCCAGAAAGAAUAAAGUACAAGAGGAUCCGUCAAAGUCGGGUCCUACCUCAGCCCCUGAAAGUUCUCAGUCAUUAGAUACCGCCCAGUCCUCCCGAGGCAGAUUAUCAAGACGUGGAACAUCUGAAGGGUUAGCAGUCGCCAGUGCAGAGUCCUCGGAGUCUGAAAACCCAGGGGCCAAAGAAAAUCCCCCAAUGCCCAAAAAGAGGGGAAGGAAACCUAGACUGUCUCUUCCAGGUCCUCUCACCAUUGAAUCUAAAGAAAGCCAAAUUACCGGCAAUAUGGUAAAAGGUGAUGCUUCACAAAAGGCAGAAUCACAAAGCGUAGAAGCGCCGAUGGAGGUACAGGUUGAAGAGAAAACUGAAGCUGACGACUCAAAGAGCCAAUUGCUCACCGUUUCACCCCGCAAGGAGCAAGUCAUUGAGAAGACCUUCUCACAGGAAGGAGAUGCUGGAGACUUGCCCUCUGCUGAUAUCCGUGAAUCAGCUGGAAUCUCUACGGAACAGACUCAUGAAGAGUUGCCAUGUGAGCCUCCUGUAGAGGACCCACUGGAGCCCUCUGAGGAGGCGAUAGAAAAACUGCAGGUCUCCGAGGUUUCAGGGGAGAAAGCUGCUGAGCCUAGUGACGCAGUUGCAGACAAACAAGAGGAUGAUUCAGAUUCAAACGAUCAAGAACAUCCCGUCCCGGCGGCAGGGGAGGACCUGGAGGUUGUCCCGGCGGCGGAGGACCUGGAGGUUGUCCCGGCGGCGGAGGACCUGGAGGUUGUCCCGGCGGCGGAGGACCUGGAGGUUGUCCCGGCGGCGGAGGACCUGGAGGUUGUCCCGGCGGCGGAGGAACUCGAGGUUGUCCCGGCGGCGGAGGAACUCGAGGUUGUCCCGGCGGCGGAGGAACUCGAGGUUGUCCCGGCGGCGGAGGAACUCGAGGUUGUCCCGGCGGCGGAGGAACUCGAGGUUGUCCCGGCGGCGGAGGACCUCGAGGUUGUCCCGGCGGCGGAGGACCUCGAGGUGGUCCCGGCGGCGGAGGACCUGGAGGGGGUCGCGGCGGAGGAACUCGAGGUCGUCCCGGCGGAGGACCUUGAUGCCGCCCCGGCGGAGGAAGCAGCUGAAGAAGGUGACAAUACCUCCGUUGAACAAGUCUCUAUUGAUUGUCAAAAUGUCACUGACAAUAUGUCAAAAGAGGAAGAACGGUCUGCUCCAGGCAAAGAAAGCGAAUCCACGAACCAGCACACAGAAACCAGUGCAGAACGCGACUUUGUGGAGCGUCAGUACGAAGAGGAAUCUCAGGCCCUCAACAAUUUGACCGACGUUGUCGUAAAUCUGGAGGCUGCUUUGGCUAAUGUUUCUCCAGCGAAGCAGAGGGACCUGGAGGCUUUAAUGGCGGCAGAUCUCGGCCAAAGCCCCAGCAGCAGCGACAGGACCAGAGGAACCUGGUCUCCCACAGCCUCGCCAUCCACAAGUAUCCUUAAGAAGGGUCUGAAGAGACCGCUGGAGGACGAGACUCCCUCUCCCAGCGUCAAAUCAAGGCGUGUGUCUUUCGCUAAUCCGAUCCAACAUCAGGAGAUCGCGGACGACAUUGAUCGUCGCAGCCCCGCUGUCCGGACCAGCUCCCCCAGAAGAAGCAAAGCCAGCGGCAUCCCACAGCCAAAGUACGUCACGACUCCAACAAAGGGCCUGCUGAUCCUGAGCCCCAGAAGCCUGCACAGUCCAGGUUACAAGAGCUCCAAGAAAUGCCUGAUUUCCGAAAUGAGCCAAGAGCGCCCCGUCUCCAAAGACUGCAUCUACCCGGCCCUGGUCGGCUGCUCGGCACCAGUAGAAGCCGUGCUGCCGCAGAUAUCCUCCAACAUGUGGUCUCGGGGUUUCGGGCAGCUGGUUCGAGCCAGAAACAUCAAGACCGUCGGCGACCUCAGCGCUCUCACUCCCACCGAAAUCAAGACUCUACCGAUCCGCUCCCCGAAGAUCUCCAACGUCAAAAAGGCACUUAAGAACUAUGAACAACAGCGUAAAGGACGAGGCGUUGAUGAGUUGAAGAGCUUCGAUGAAAUGGAGAUGCUGACCUCUGAACUGGAGGAGGUCAGGGCUCCUCACAACCAGGACGAGGAGGACAAGACCUCAGGAGAGACGCUAGCUACAGCGCUGAUGGACGAGGCGGUUCCCGCGGAGCACGACUGCCCCAGAAACCAGACUCCUGACACAGCGGCUGGAGAACACGCACGUGCCGGACGGCUGCAGGCGGAGGUGGAGGCGCUGAGCUGCAGCAUGACGCCUCAGGAACUUAAUCACUGCGCCGCUCAGCAGCUGGUCCAGAUGCACGACCGGCUAGCGGGCAUGAUGCGGCAGGUGGUGGUCGAGCUGCAGACGCGCCUCGGAGAAAAAGAGGGCAAACGCUGACGGCGCCUGUUGAACGGCACAUAAAGACAGAUCUGCAGCAACAAGUGUUACAUUGAUGGAUUUCACAGAAGAACAUUUUAUGCUUUUAACUCUGAAUGCCUCGAAUCGCAUUAAGAAUUUUCCUUAGUGUUUUUAAAAAUAAAUACUAGCGGCACUUUUUUUGUGUUUUUAGACUGGGCUGUUGGAUAGUUUCUAAAAUGUUAGGAAACACUCAAAGGGAAGCACACUCACUUUUUAAAGCGCCAUUAUUAUGACUAGUGUCCACAGUGAAUUGCUUCUGUUGACUAAUGUUUAGGUUGUGUACAUACGCUGCCCCUCAUUUAAAUCCAUGUGCCUGUUUUCUAGGCUGUUUACAAUUCAACCCAUCAGCGCUUUUGUAUAUUUUGUACAAAAUUCUGUCAUUUUUAAAGUCUUGAGGCAAACUUUGCGUGGUGGUAGACGGUCUGCACUUCUGUAUUUUUAUUGAAGCAAUUAAAUGAACUCUGUAUUAAAAAAAACCUGUAAUGA
Molecule: messenger RNA, 8238 nt
Organism: Eleginops maclovinus (Patagonian blennie)
Lineage: Eukaryota; Metazoa; Chordata; Actinopteri; Perciformes; Eleginopidae
Gene: rif1
Product: replication timing regulatory factor 1
Exons: 36
Coding region: 280-7731 (2483 amino acids)
Biological process (GO): telomere maintenance
Cellular component (GO): nucleus
Source: RefSeq, a predicted model, not a curated record